Microbotryum saponariae is the source of this 1450-nucleotide messenger RNA. NCBI's taxonomy places the organism in Eukaryota, Fungi, Basidiomycota, Microbotryomycetes, Microbotryales, Microbotryaceae. The record is from the annotation of a GenBank genome assembly.
AUGUUCUCUUCCAAUGCCAUUUCGUCUAGCGAACAAUAUGAUGCGUACCAUCCAAGUCCUGCGCCGCCCAGCCGACCGCUUGACGCUCCCGCGUUCGCAAACAUCGAUUAUCCAACCUAUUCGCUCGAGUCGGGUAGCCACGCGUCCGCCUUCCCAGACGACCUCCCUGUCCUAGGCAGCACAGCUAGCACAGGGCACCCAUCAAGUCGACCCUCCUGUCCCGCCAAUCGCCUGCUGCCUGACCCCCUUCAAUUGCCAAUGGAGGAAGCCAAUACAUCGUCGGGCGUCCUGCAGCCCUCGCCGAGUUUCUCAUCAGUAGAUGGAAGCACCCCGACAGUGCAUCCAUCACCACUUUCCGCCGCGGAUCAACAGUUCGCCCGCGUCGAAGUCCCUGUCGCCACCGUACCGAUCCGAGUUUCGCCUUUGACGCCAGCGAAGAGGCCGAUGGGCCCUAGCCUCCACGAACAGAGCAAGGCUAUCCCUAAGCGCAACUGUCGCAAAUCCGAACGACUUAUGCACGAGCAAUGGGCCCAGAAAAGACACGACGAAGAGCUCGAGUAUUGUAUCCGACACAAUAUUCGACUCGAUUAUUUGAGGAGCAUUGUUGCGCCCGUGACUCGCCUUGGCUCUCCCACUUCCUGGAAUGACUUUGUGCAGAGCAAGUACUUCGAAUCGCUGGCAGUUCAAGAUGGAUUGGAAGGUAGGCACAGCUCUUGACUACCUGACUACCUCGUGCUAAAUUCUAGCAUAGCCUUGCACUACGCUGUUGUUGAACUAACGGGCUGGGUUGGUCCGCUUUAGUGCCGACCAAUUUGGUGGAGAGGGUUAAGCUCGCAAAGCCAUAUUGGAACGACAUAAAGGAUGACGCAGAGGCGAUGACGAGGUUUGACGCGGCGCUUGCCUUGGAGCGUGAGGAAGCGACGCAAGCAACGCAAGCGACCGAAGGUUCAUCCUCCAUCAAGAUCGCCAGAAACAAGCCGAUGAGUCACGAAGCCAUCAAGAAAGCGCGCCGAUGCAUGCAGGCCGCGUUGGAAACCAUGGUGAGUCCAAGCUCAAUUUGAUACUGCUCACAGUAAAGUAACUGAAAGGAUCAUAACACCCUCAAAACCAACCCAGAGCACUUCAUAUGCGCAAAAAUAUGGACUCCAAUUGUUUGCUGUGGUCUCUUCUGAUCUUCCUGAACUCAAUAAGGAGCGUUUCAUGGUCGCGAGCCCCGGUGGUUUGGCCUUUGCCUAUCGACAAGACUGGGGCGAUAGUUUGGGUUCAAGACAGCUGCUCUCCGACUUCGCGGAUUGCGUUACCGGUAGAGCGUUCUUGGAGGACAAAAAGGCCGAAUUGGAAGCAGCUGGUCAGUAGGUGCACGCGCCGACAGACUAUUGUCACUUGCUGAUUGACGUCCGUUACGCUGUCACGCAGUUUGGGAGGCGCCACUGAAGGAAGCGAAUCUUGA